Messenger RNA from Solea senegalensis (Senegalese sole), 1514 nucleotides. RefSeq names its product H6 family homeobox 1 (gene hmx1). The record is from RefSeq and is a predicted model, not a curated record. NCBI's taxonomy places the organism in Eukaryota, Metazoa, Chordata, Actinopteri, Pleuronectiformes, Soleidae. Gene Ontology annotation, cellular component: nucleus. The transcript is spliced from 2 exons. Gene Ontology annotation, molecular function: RNA polymerase II transcription regulatory region sequence-specific DNA binding; DNA-binding transcription factor activity, RNA polymerase II-specific. Bases 375 to 1262 code for a protein of 295 amino acids. Gene Ontology annotation, biological process: negative regulation of DNA-templated transcription; regulation of transcription by RNA polymerase II.
AGAAAAAGAGAGAGAGAGAGAGAGCGAGCGAGAGAUCUUCUCCUUCCUUUGGAAAACCCCAUUUGCUAUCGCGCUCGUUCAAUCGCUGGAAACCCUCGCAGGCUCGUAAAGCGUUUGCUUAGACGAUUCCACUGUACUGCUGCCUCCCUCUCCUCCCUCUCCUCCCUCUCCUCCCGCUGGCUCCGAGGAGUUCCCCGUCCCGUGUGUGCCAUGAAUCUGAUGUCUCAUGUGAUCUGAGCCUAACAGCAGCAGCAGCAGCAGCAGCAGCGAGGCUUGGAAUGACCGCUGCUGCCAGCCUUGCUGAUCGACUUGACGCACAAUCAAGACAGGAUAAGCACUGCUUUUGAGAUAAGGGUUCGUUAAAUUGUGAAAACAUGCAGGAGAACUUGACAGAAACACAGACCCCGACUUCAUCGAGGGCAUCGUCGUUUUUUAUCGAGAAUUUACUGGGCAAGGAGUGGGGCCGGCAAGGACCGAUGUCCAACAACGAUCCAGGGGAAAUUGGACUGGAAAUGUUCUCAGCUGACCGAGUCCUGGACCCACACCUAACGCACCGUCAUGGCUCCAGCUCCACGGGCCGAUCGCCACACAGAGACUCGCCGCUGCCCGAGUGUCACCGUGGGGCAGCUGCCAUGAACUUCAGCGCGUUGGAGACACCGCACACUCUAAGAGACAAUCCAUGUCCAGAAGACAACUGCUGCUCAGUAACGACCAGUGACAGAGGUUCACCCGCCGUGUCAGAGCCAAUAACGGAGGGCAGCGAUGAGAUCGACCGGAAAACAGGAGACAGUAACCUGACAGACGAGGACGCGCCGCACGCGUUCUCGGAGCAGGACGCGUCGUCUGACCCGAACCCCAGCCGGAAGAAAAAGACCAGGACUGUGUUCAGCCGCAGUCAGGUGUUUCAGCUGGAGUCGACUUUUGACUUGAAGCGGUACCUGAGCAGUUCGGAGAGAGCGGGACUGGCUGCGUCUCUGCACCUGACGGAGACCCAGGUCAAAAUCUGGUUCCAGAACCGCAGGAAUAAGUGGAAGAGGCAGCUGGCGGCGGAUCUGGAGGCUGCUCACGUCCAAAACUCAACCCAGCGGAUUGUCAGGGUCCCCAUCUUGUAUCACGAGGGAGCAGCGCCCACGGCGGCUCUGGGCUUCAGCCUGACCGGACACCCAGUCUCUCCACUCAGCAGCUCCAUGAUCAGCUACCCAUUGUCCUCGUUUGCUCACUCCAUGAGUCUGCUGAGAUCACAGAUGAGUGGCCUGGUGUAAAGACUGACCAUGACUUUAAAACGAACUCAUUUGUUAACAACACCGAAUCGUGCAAUAGCCCACAAUUAAACUGCUGACUGCAUCCAAAAAGCCGCAGAAACAGUGAUUACAAGAUAAACUCCGACAUAUCUGCUCCUGUCACUGCACAGGAGGUGAAUACACACAUAUUUUUUAAAACUUUGAUAUUUAAAGCCACAGAUGUUUCCAACUUUGUCACUUUUUCACAUAGAUAAAUAAAAUUAUUUAAUAAAA